Molecule: messenger RNA, 2497 nt
Organism: Copidosoma floridanum
Lineage: Eukaryota; Metazoa; Arthropoda; Insecta; Hymenoptera; Encyrtidae
Biological process (GO): protein monoubiquitination; DNA damage tolerance
Cellular component (GO): Rad6-Rad18 complex; nucleus
Molecular function (GO): ubiquitin protein ligase activity; single-stranded DNA binding
Source: RefSeq, a predicted model, not a curated record
UCAUAAUUGACUCAAUAUCCUGCAAAAAUAAUUGUAUUGUAUUGUGUUCUUACUUACCACGGUUCUUACUUAGAUAUUUAAAUUUAAUGUCUCUCUGGAAAUAUAUAAAAUGAGUACAUAAUGAGACAAUGAGUUAAAGUAACCUUCCAGUCCUUAUAAGCACUUACACAAGUAAUUAACAUCACCAUGGCGAAAGUGCGGGAAAUCCCGUGGCCUGAGGAGUACCAAGAUUUAAAGAGAAUGGAGGAAUUGAUGAUAUGUGGUAUUUGUUAUGAAUACAUGAAUACAUCAGUUAUUACUCCCUGUUCACACAAUUAUUGUUCAGUGUGUAUUAGGAAAUAUCUACACUAUAAGACCCAGUGUCCUGCUUGUUUUCAUGAUUUUUUUGAAAAAGAUUUGUAUAUUAAUCGUGCGAUGGAUGGUCUUAUUAAACAUUACUUGCAAAUAAGAGAAAAAAUUUUAAGCCUCAUUGAAAACAGAGCAGUGUACAAUUCUGUCGAAAAACUAAAACAAGAAGAAGCUCCUGUAAGACCAGUACGAAGCAGUAUGCUUUCAAAGUCACCAAAACCCGUUGUGGAAAGAAAAGAAAUCGUCGAAGAAGUAGCACCAAGUGAACCUAAAACUCCUAAUGCUGUUGACUUUCCAAUGGCCAGCACAUCAAAAUCUAUUGUGUCGAGUCCAACAACUAGAUCACCCAAAGUGCAAAUACCUAGCAUUGCCAAAAUUUUCAACACUGCCAAAAGGAAAGAAACAUCUGCACCUGUUAUGCCAGAUGCUAGUGCAAAAACAGUGCCGUGUCCUGUAUGCAGUGUUAAUAUUUCUGAACAUCACAUUAACGUACAUUUAGAUGCUUGUCUAGGACGUGAAAAUAAUCAAGUAACUGUCAUAAAAAAGCAACCCAAAAGGCUGCCACUUCCAAAACUCGUGCUUCAUGUUAUGAAAGAGACUGAGUUGCGGAAAAAAAUCAAAGAAUUUGGUUUAUCAACGUUAGGUGAUCGCAGAGCCCUUAUAAACCGAUUUACAAGGUAUUCAGUUAUUUAUAAUGCUGAAUGUGACAAAGAUGAUCCCAGACCUGUUGCUGACCUAAUAAGACAGUGUGAAAUGGAAGAGAGGCAGGAAAGGAAGCUGGAUACUUUCUUAGUUGCUAAGAAUACUGAUAAUAGAUUACAAAUUGAAAGAAAUGCACAAGAAGAGAAAAUUGAAGAAGCUCAGAAAAAUUACAGACUUGCAAACAAGUCAAGCUUUGAAAAACUCAUUGAAGAAGUAAAAAAUCGAAGAAAACUAGAAAAGGAGAAAAAAGAAAACGAACAGCAGAACCAGGAAAAUAGUGAAGCUAGUGCAUCAGAGGGAUACGAAAACACCGAUUAUAUUUCAUCAGCUGAUACGGCAUUUCAAGAUUUAGAUUCAGAUAACGAGUGUCCCUUGCAGCUUUAUAGAAGUGACAACACAAUUAAGAGUACUGCUGUAAAUUUAGAUGAUUCUAGUUCGUGUACCAGUGUCCCAGCCAGUCCUGUUAAAAAACAGCAGAGAAUCAAAAGUAGAGGUAGUGCACAAGCAAGGAAAUCAACAGCCAAGCAAAGCAAUACAGAAACCGAAACUAACAAUAUUUAUGAAAUGGAGACGGAUAACUCGUCUGAUGAAAUGUUGCCUAGUCCAAUGAUUAAAAAUAUACAGAACCGCAAAAAAGGCAAACUAUUAGACAAGUUUUUCAGUAAGUCUUUGUCAGUGCCAACUUUUCCAGUAACGAGUAAUGUAGAUGACGAUAAAGUUGUAUUACUUGAACAAGACAUUAAAGAAACUGCAGCAAAGAAGGUUUGCAAUUCUAUUAUACAGGAUUUUAUAUUUGAAAGUGAGGAGAUUGCUACAGGAUUUUCAGAAACAAAUCGAAAAACAAAUUGUGUUCCUAAUCAAUCUAAACCACAAGAAGCUGAUCAAAAAAAGUCUCAGGAAAAAGUUGAAUGUGAAACAGUAAACAAUCAAACUGACAGUUUAAGUAAUACGCCUCCAAGUGAAGGGGACUUUUACGGAUUUUCUGAUUUUUCUAGAAAUAAUCUUCCAAGUCUUCAAACACAAACAAUAGAUGAGAAAAAUUUUUCUGAAAAGGAGAACAAUAUAAAUGGCACGAGUCAACUAUCAGCAAAUGAAAAUAAAAUAUUGCGGCCCGCAAGAAAACGAAUUACUCCAGCACGCUAUACAGAAAAAACGUGUACAAAGCAAACGGCAAGAGUAAUAAAUCAUGUUGGUGUAACUAAUGAACUACAAGAAGAAGAGUAUAUUAAUAGUCAGAAUAGUACUUGUUCUGAAGCGGGUUCGCUCAAAAGACGAAGAGGCAGGCCGAGGAUUAAUUCUUCUGUGGAGCGUUCACUGGAUGAAACACAAAAUCCACCAAAGAAGCCUGUUCGCCGCCGUCAAAUUACGCCUGACACAACUUUGUGUUGAAAGUUUGUAAAUAAAAUUCUCAAAAGAUAGUGCCUAUAAAUAAGAAAUUGAAUUUUUU